AUAAACUCAAAAAGAAUGAAUUCUAUGUUUUACUUCCUUCUUGCCUUAACCGCUGUUUUGGCCGUGACCGCAGACCCAGGCGGACCAAUUCUCGACAAUGAUGGUUAUGUCAUAUUCAACGGCAGUUACUUAGUUCGCCCAAUCAUCUUCGGUGGCGGCCUGACUCUCUCCCCCCUUGGUGACAACCAGUGUCCCCUCUACAUCGAACAGCAAUUUUCAAAGGACGACAUAGGCUAUCCCAUAAGAUUCUCAAAUUGGGGGUCUGGAGCUAGGUUCGUUCCGGAGUCAGAGAACCUCAACAUCGAGAUGGUCAUCCCAGUUACGACCUGCGUUCAGUCGUCAACCUAUUGGUGGGUCACUGCGACCGAGGGUAGCAAAUGGUUAUUCAUAUCGGCUGGUCCUAAGCCAGAUCCUGGAGAAGCUUCGUCCAAGAGUUUCUUCCAGAUCAAGAAAGUUGGAGAUUUUACUAAUGGUUACAAGAUUAUGUUUUGUAGUAAAGAUAACAACUGCAUCGAUGUCGGGAUAGUUGUGGACGAAUAUGGCGUUCAGCGUUUGGCUUUAUGCACAGUGCCAUUCCCCAUUACGUUCGUGAAAGCUGACGGGACGGAGACUUCGUCCAAGACUAUAUCUAUUAUGUGA
Molecule: messenger RNA, 639 nt
Organism: Brassica oleracea var. oleracea
Lineage: Eukaryota; Viridiplantae; Streptophyta; Magnoliopsida; Brassicales; Brassicaceae
Product: kunitz-type serine protease inhibitor DrTI-like
Exons: 1
Coding region: 16-639 (207 amino acids)
Molecular function (GO): endopeptidase inhibitor activity
Source: RefSeq, a predicted model, not a curated record